AUGGGGAAAGCGAUGAGGUGGUUGAAGGGGCUGUUCAGUUUCAAAAAAGAAAACGACCAAUCAAAUUCCGGUAGCCGGAGAGACAAGACUACCUCAUGCAUCGGUCGAUCACGUCGCGAUUCCUCCACUUCUCCACCGGAGACUCCCUUUCUGAAACCACUAUACAUCAACAAUUCCGUGGAGCAAAACAAACAUGCAAUUGCAGUAGCUGCCGCUACCGCCGCAGCCGCAGACGCCGCCGUGGCUGCAGCCCAGGCCGCCGUCGCCUUUGUCAGACUAACAAGUUAUAAUCGCGUCACCGUUAGGGAGAACUCAGCCGCCAUUAAAAUCCAAGCUCUGUUUCGUGGGUACCUGUCGAGGAAAGCAUUGAAGGCAUUGAAAUCGCUAGUGAAGCUUCAAGCAGUUGUGAGAGGUUAUUUAGUGAGGAAAGAAGCGGCACAGACUCUACAUGGCAUGGAGGCAUUAUUAAGAGCACAAUCCACUGUUUGUGCACACAGAUUUCGUCUUCAAGAUGAUAAAUUUCACUCAAGAAGAUCAAUUAAGAGGGCUAAUGAGGCAAGAAGUAGAAGGAUUUCAACUUCCUUUCAAGCAACAUAUGAUGGGAGGCCCAGCCCAAUAGAGUUGGGCCCAGAAGAUCGGGCCAAGACAUGGGCUUGGGAUCCAGACUCGGGGGCCCAAACCCCAAAUUUUAGCAACCCGCAUCAUCUUUCGACACCUAGUUUACCAAACCAUCAUGUAUUCGACCAUGGCUUCUCAACAACACAUAACACCCCUCGUUUUUCAUAUUCGUGUGGGCCAAACAUUUAUGAUUCGGUCUAUGAUAGGGUUUCAAAAGACGACUCUUUUGCGAGCCACCCUGGUUACAUGGCUAACACCAAGUCUUUUAGGGCUAAGGUGAGGUCCCAUAGUGCACCAAAACAAAGGCCGGAUUAUGGGUUUGGGUUUAAGAAGAGGGUUGGUCUAAAUGAGGUGGAAGUUGGGGCAAGGGUUGAAAAGGAAAAGUCAAAGUCAAAGUCACCAUCACUAUUAGAAGUCAACAAUUUCAAAAAUUUUGUGAUGGGAAGAAUUGGGAAGUCCUCAAAAGUCCAAUGGGGGUGA
Molecule: messenger RNA, 1098 nt
Organism: Lactuca virosa
Lineage: Eukaryota; Viridiplantae; Streptophyta; Magnoliopsida; Asterales; Asteraceae
Source: the annotation of a GenBank genome assembly